AAGAAAUUGUAAAAUAACUCGGCUAAAUUUUUAAAAUACAAUCGAUGUUUUUCCAGUGGACCGUGUGUUAAGAAGUUCUUGGACUUCUGCAGAAUGUCAGCAACUGAAGAUGGAGGUGAACGUGCACCAUUAAUUUCAAAAGAUCAAUACGGCAAGAGCCAUUCAACUCGUGGAAAGACAAAUACCAAUUGCCUGGUGUCUCGGUCCGAUGGAGCUUUGAGUCGUCAGCAAAGAAUCCUAAAUGCAUUGUGCAUUCUUGUAACAGAGUCAUGUGAGCGCCUGACCUUCUAUGGAGCAUCUGCGAAUCUAGUAUUAUUUUCUAAGAAUGUCUUAAAGCUUGAGUCACCUUGGCCAUCAACAAUCACUUUUUUCUUCCAAGGGACAUGUUACGUUACACCUUUGCUUGGAGGUUGGCUGGCGGAUGCUUACUUGGGUCGUUUCAACACUAUUUACGGAUGCUGUUUGUGGUAUUUGGUUGGGGUCAUGCUUCUUGCCACGGUAUCAAUUACUGAUGAUAUGCUGACCUCAGAAUUUGAUACAUUAGCGAGACUGGUGUAUUUUACUAUUGCCCUUGUGUUGAUAGCAUUUUGCGCGGGAGGAAUCAAGGCCAACGUAGCACCCUUUGGAGCAGAUCAGGUGAAACAGGAUGGUCCAAGGGCUGUUCAGACCUUCUAUAGCUGGUAUUACUGGUUUAUUAACACGGGAGGCUUAGUAGCAGUUACAGUUGUAGUGGGAAUCCAGCAAUCAAACAUUUUCUCUGGUUAUGUUAUAAAUGCUGGUUCAAUUAUCUUUAGUCUGGUUGCAUUUCUUGCCUGUCGUAAUAAGUACUUGGUCAAGCCACCGGUGGGUAGUCAACUGACUGAAAUUUCCAAAAUAACCCUCAAUGCCAUUAAAAAUCGGAAACAGAACACUGGUGGCUGGAUGGAUGGAGCAAAGAGCAGAUUUGGAGGAAAGUUUAAUCAUGCAAAGGUUGAAGAUGUCAAGGCAGUCUUGAGAGUACUUCCAGUGUUCAUCACAUUCAUCUUUUUCUUUACAAUUUACUUCCAGAUCAGCACUUCGUUCCUUAUUCAAGGUGCUUACAUGAACCUAAAAUUGCAAAAUUUGACCAUACCAGCGACGUCGUCAAUGGCUGUUACUGUUGUCUUCGUUCUUGGACUAACUCCUCUUCUAGAAUACGUUGUCUAUCCUCUCAUGGAACGCACGGGCAUUAAGCUGACUCCCUUGCGGCGCAUUGGUGCCGGCUUUCUGUCAUCAGCAGCAUCUAUGGUUGUUGCUGGUCUGGUUGAAAUGAAGCGACGAGAAGUAUGGCUAGAUGGUCAUAUCUGCACACAGGAGGUUUUAGGGGAAAUUCACAACGCUUCUUGUCUCAGCAUUUUCUGGCAAACACCUCAGUUCAUGUUGAUUGGAAUUGGUGAAGUGCUUGCAACUAUUGCGGGACUUGAGUUUGCAUACUCACAGGCUCCCGAGUACCUUAAGGGAGUGAUCAUGGGUGUGUUCCUCGCAGCCACCGGUGUUGGUGGUUACCUUGCAAAUCUUCUAGUUGCUGUUGUCAACAGCGAUUGGUACCCUGAGAAGGAUCCUAACCAAGGCCACAUGGAGUACUUCUUCUUCCUGUUGUCUGGUUUGAUGAUGCUAAAUUUUCUGUUAUUCCUAUACAUUGCGUCUUCAUACAAGUACAAAGUAUCGGCUCAGCUAGGUGACGAGAGUGAGAAAGAACAGCUUGAGCAUGAACUAACUGUUAGCACUCAAUCUAUGCGAUGCUGAUCGCUUUAUGUCUGCAUGCCUCAGCUAAGCUAAGGGGCAGAGUAGUUAGUUUUGUCUGUAUUUCUGCAUUGUUCACCGAACGAACCUUUCCGAAUAAAGCGCCAACGGGAAGCGAAGCUUCCCAUGCGAGGGGUGAGAAAAAGAAUAGGUAAUAGCGCUAAAAGUCUUUCUAAAGAACUGUAAGUGGAUUUUUGUCACUUGAUGAAGAUUUCAAGAGACGCAUCUGUCUGAUAACCAAUCAACAGGACUGCUAUUGCGCGAUAAAUUCACUGGUAAUACAGUCAAAGGUAAUUCCUCAUCUCCACGUGGCCGCAGAUUCUGCAUGAUCUGCACCCCUAAAUGUAAGAAGGUUUAAAUAGAAAAGUGAUAGUGUGAAUUUAUUUCAUCUAUCGCAAAAAGUCUACGCAGACCGAGCGGACUCGUAUUGCUUUUUUUCAGUGAUAAAGGCUAAUUACUCAUUAUGUGUUUGAAAGUAAUUAAUUUGGCUGAAGGUACAAUUUGCGGUAAGGGUUUAGUCAAAAGAUUAAUAUGAAUUAGGAUAACAGGAGCCCAUUACUUGAUGAGCUACUUCAUAAAAAAAUCAAUAGUUAGAUAAAGUACUUCAGUUUUAGCACCUGAAACAAGAAGUAUGCAUCUAAGAUAAGUACAUCCACAUGUUUGUCGACCAUUGUUAGUAUUUCAGUUUUGUAACAUAAAACCCAUACAUAUAUUAUUUCACUACUGCCUUGGUAGUGUUCAUUACUGCGAAAAUAGCUUUCAUAUCCAUUCCAUAAACCGCAGUUCCAUGAUAUAUGAUUUUCAUACAUCCGCAGUCAUCGGUUCAUCACCUCACGGGUUUACGACGAACCAACAUAAUGACGGCGACAAUAAUGGCUUGUGAAUUCAGUUGAUUAUGCACUGGUAUCGCAUAGGUAAUGGGUUCAAAUCCCGUACUGGCCUGAAUUUUUUUCAGGCCUUACUUUCACUACUGCUUAAGUAGUGGUCAUUACUGCGAAGGUCGCUUUCAUAUUCAUUCCCGUACGAAACUAGGUUAGAAAAAUCCUUUUUCUUUUCAGGGAAGUAUUUAACAAAAUUACCGCAGAUGUGUGAGGUUUUUCAUCUAUUCAUCUAGACGUCCACCCAUACAGUUUUCUUUUUUGCCUUGCUUCUGGAAACUUAUAUAUCAGUAUGUCAAGAUUUCGACCCAUUACAAUUAUGCCUCUAUGUCUACGAGUUCGCCCUAUUAAAAACAAAAACUUCGCCUCGGCGUUGCCAAUUCGCCUGCGAAUUUUUGAACUUGUUUCCAUGAGGCAGAACGUGUUCAGUUUCCAACUUAUACAGAUCUUUACCAAGACGGUCAAACUGUCAAAAUUUUAUUCAAACUCCAUAUUUGAGCAUGGUUUGUGAUUAAAACUGGCCUAUUUUAUACAUUUAACCCUUUAACUCCCACGAUCUGAUUGUUAAUUCUCCCCUCUAGCUGCUACGCAUUUCCUUGUAAAUUAGUUAUGAGAAUUUGGUGUUAGAUCAAGAUGAAAACUUUAACCUGAUAAGUCUGAGUAUUCUCAUUACCUUUUUGCGGAAUAAUGUAUGGAUGUUAUUGGGAGAAGUUAUGUGUUAAUCACUUCUGGGAGUUAAAGGGUGCAAUGGUAAUUUCAUGGUGGAAGCACUGACUUCUUCUUUGUCUCCGCCAAAGCCAUAUCAAGAUCAGCAAUGAUGAGCGUGGGUAGUAAAAGCUUAAGAAGUUUUGCCCUUUUCUCGUAAAGGCUAGACCUCUGAGCGAAGUAAUAUAAGCCUUCCUACUACUGCUACCUUUUUUUAUAUAUAUAAAUUAGCCUACAAGUAUGUUUUUCAUUAAGUCUGUCUGACGAGUGCGUAAGCACGAAACUUAGAGUUACAGGGAAUCAUGCGUGUUUCGUUUUAGUCAUUUUGAACUUUACUACUAUUUCCCACAAUUAAGCCUUCCUACUAUAAUCAUAACUAUUAUAGUUUCCUAAAAUGUGAUUGGUGCAUUAGCUGCUUUAUUUUUCACUAAUCAUUCUGCUCAGUUGUAAUCGGACAGUGUAAUCGUACAGUUGGCUGUAAUCCUACACCUGUAAUCGGAACGGUUUUCCGAGAGCGAGGUUUGAGAAAGACUGUAAGCUUUGAGGAACAUACCUAGAUAAUGCUCAAGGACAAAUAUAGCAUGCUUUCGGGGAAAACAGAGUUUAUUGUGUUUUCUAUCCUUCAAAUAUUUUGCAACGUGUGUGAAGAAAAAAAAUGUUUUCGUAGUGU
Messenger RNA from Pocillopora verrucosa, 4014 nucleotides. Its product is annotated as solute carrier family 15 member 4. The record is from RefSeq and is a predicted model, not a curated record. Gene Ontology annotation, molecular function: transmembrane transporter activity. Gene Ontology annotation, cellular component: membrane. Gene Ontology annotation, biological process: transmembrane transport. Lineage: Eukaryota; Metazoa; Cnidaria; Anthozoa; Scleractinia; Pocilloporidae.